Messenger RNA from Volvox carteri f. nagariensis, 1514 nucleotides. RefSeq lists its product as uncharacterized. The transcript has 3 exons. The record is from RefSeq and is a predicted model, not a curated record. Gene Ontology annotation, cellular component: cytoplasm. NCBI's taxonomy places the organism in Eukaryota, Viridiplantae, Chlorophyta, Chlorophyceae, Chlamydomonadales, Volvocaceae. Gene Ontology annotation, molecular function: oxidoreductase activity, acting on a sulfur group of donors, disulfide as acceptor; protein-disulfide reductase activity. The coding region runs from base 646 to 1362 and encodes 238 amino acids.
CACACAAUGUAGGGAACGGAGCAAGCUAAUUGUUGAGCAAUCUACGGUUUCUGGAAUCCUCAUGCGAGCCUUGGCGAACAACCUACUUGGCGAUCAAGUGUACAACAGAUAAAGGGUAACAAAUAUAAACCUCUCCGUAAGGUGCGCAAGGGUGAGUUUUGGGUGCCGUGCUGUCAGCUAGAAGUAUCGGUACUUUCUCCGAAAGCUGAGUACUUUUCCGCAGCUGCAGUUGCGAAGGAUUGCACGGAACACGUGCUAUCUAUGCAUAAUAAUCUUGCAGGAAGACAUCUAGCAGGGCUGCGUAAAAGGAUCGACGGGCGAACACAAGCCCGGGUUGCGGUGCAGUACUGGCUUCUAGUUCCUGGCUUGCAUCUCACCGCAUACGCGGGCAGAAGACAUGAAGGCACCCGCUGCUAGUGCUAAUGCACCUAAGAACCGUUUUCCCCACUGGCUGGCCGCCUCAACAUUAGAGAUAUAGAAGAUGGAAGGCCUCUUGUCGAGCGGAAGCCUUCCUCUUGUCUGAGAGGAGAGAUUGAGUAUCUGCGAGAUUCAAGAACCGGUGGGCUAAUCAAGCUCCCUCCUGCCCCUCAUCCUUCACUCGUUCCCGCCCUCCUAUCCCCCUUACAUCGAAAUGCACCGGCAGAUAUGAUGGCGACUAUCCCGCGAACCUCCGCUGGGACCUGCGCUGCGUUGGCAGCGGUACCUCGGCGUAACCCUCCGAAGGCUGCGGCAGCGAUGGCAAAUACAAAUACAAAUGCACACACGGCCGCCCCGCGAUUUGUACCUUCGGGCUGGUCGCGGCGAGGUCGGCUACGGCCUCGUGUGUCGGCUUCAGUAGCAGCACCGUACGCGGCAGCUCGGGACCACACUUUCCCCGGAGGCGGAAGCGCGUCCUCCUCCUCCUCUUCGUUGUCGCCGUCCGCGCAGCCGUCGCCAAUGCCGCGGGGAUCCCAGCGGUUGCGGUUGCGGCGGCUUGUUGUGGCGGCUGCUCAGAAGCAGCAGUUUUCCUCGUUCGAUGACAUGCUUAGUCGAUCCGAGGUGCCGGUGCUUGUGGACUUUUAUGCCACAUGGUGCGGCCCCUGCCAGAUGAUGUCCCCGGUGCUUUCCUCUGUGGCAUCGAAGCUCAAGGGGAGGCUGCAGGUGGUCAAGAUUGAUACGGACCGACACCCGGUCAUUGCCAGUCAGCAGAAGGUCCAGGCGCUACCCACUAUCACCCUGUUUGUGGGCGGCAAGGCGGUGUUCCGAUUCGAGGGGGUGCUGACGGAGGCACAGCUGAUGGAACGGCUGAAGUACUACCUUCCUAAUGUUGCUGCUGCCCCUGGGGUGCCGGGGACGGGGACGACAGGCGCGGUUAAAGAUUAGGAAAUAGGGAUGACGGUAGAGGUACAGUGAGCGUAGUACAGUGUGGUAAUGGUGGAUGGCGCUGUAUGGUGUUCAAUCCAAUAGUUGUGACAAUCCAAAUGUGUCGAAUUGGCCCAGAAGCCCACUCCCACUCUGUAAAAAAAAGGGUUGCG